AUGAAGCAAACAUUCGCUAUAAUUGUGGCACUUGUUGCCUUAACCGGGCACGUGUGCGUUGGACUUGGAGUUGCAGUCAGUUUACCUGCGGUUACUGUCGCACCGGUGACUGUUCCCCCGGUUACCGUUGGACCUAUCGCCGUGACUGUGGCACCUGUUACUGUUCCGCCGGUUACUGUACCUACCGUGGCUGUUACGGUUCCAGUGACAGUUCCAUCAGUGACCAUACCUGCAGUUACGCUUCCCGUCACCAUUCCAUCAGUGACCAUACCUGCUGUAACGCUUCCCGUCACAAUUCCAUCGAUUGCUGUGACGGUACCAACUCUGGCCGUUACUGUUCCUACAAUAGCAGUUACAGUGCCUACCCUCCCCGUGACAGUGCCUUCCGUUAUACCUAUACUAGCAACAGUGGCCACUACAACGACUGCAGCCCCAACAACAACGACUGCAGCCCCAACAACAACGACUACGGCGGCGUCUGCCAGUACUGUGGUCUUCAAUAUUGGUGGCAGCAUUCUAACAGUUGCUGCUUCGGAUGUAGCAACAAUUCAGGCUAUAAUUCAAGCUCUACAAGCCACUGCAACAACAACUACCGUUGCUGCAACAACUACGACAACUGCUAGCCCAACAACAACGACUACGGUUGCGGCCACUACAACCACUGCUGCCACCACAACGACAGCUGCUGCAACAACUACAACAACCGCGGCCGCAGCAACAACAACAACGACCACAGCAGCACCUACAACGACUACUGCAGCUUCUAUUUCGAUAUCUAUUACGAUUAACUAUAACGGGUCGUCCGUAAUAAUCGUAGCCAACAAUAGUUCCCUACUGACGUUGCUUACUCAGUUGUUGAAUCAACUGUCCUCGUCCACGACAACAACAAGCGCUGCAACAUCGACGACGACCAUUGCUGUGACGACUACUACAACCGGACGUCCGGGUGGUUGCCAUAGGCAUCAUCAUAGUCACGAGCUAUUCGGUUUAGGUUUCGGUGGAAGAAUCGGUAUCGGUGGACCUGGCGGCGUCCUCGGUAUUGGUGGAGGAAUUCGUAUCGGAAGACCACCGAUCUCACCGAUCGCACCGCUAGCUGCGCCCGCUCCGGUUGUUAAUCCUAUUGGACUCGUUGUCAGACCGGUGCUGGGUGCUGCCGGACAAAUUGUGAAUGGAAUAGGAGCAGGUAUUGGCAAUAUUGUAGGUGGCGUUGCAAAUGCUGCUGUCGGUGCCUUGCGUGGUGUAGGUGCGGGACUUUCUGCAGGAGUAGGACUGAAUGCUGGUGCUGGCAUAGGUGGAGGCCUUGGUCUAGGCAUCAGAGGUACAAUCACUGUCGCGUCAACCGAUAUUAGCACAAUUUUGGCAAUAGUGGCAGCACUGCAGACGACAACCACCACAGUCGCCGGUGCAACCACGACAACUGUUGCAGCAACUACGACAACUGUUGCAGCAACUACGACAACCGUUGCACCAACCACUACAACAACGGCUGCACCAACAACGACCACAACUACAGCAGCGCCAACAACAACAACGACCACUGCUGCUCCAACAACUACCACGACCACUGCUGCUCCAACAACUACCACGACCACUGCUGCUCCAACAACGACGACAACUACAGCAGCGCCAACCACUACUACAACUACGGCUGCUCCAACAACGACCACAACUACAGCAGCGCCAACCACUACUACAACCACGGCUGCUCCAACAACGACCACUACAACGGCUGCGGCGACGACUACUACAACUGUAGCUGCUACUACCACGACAGUGGCUCCUAUUACCGUAACUGUCACCGUCAACGGAGCUACUGUUUCUGUAUCAUCUACCAAUAAUUCUUUGGUGAAUGUAGUACUUCAACUGAUCUCGAGUUUGACAGCAACAACCACUACGACCGCAGCCCCAACGACUACCACAACGGCGGCGACUACUACUACUACUACUACUGCUGCAGCAACGACCGCAGCUACUACGACGACUGUCGCUGCAACGACAACUACCACCGCUGCUCCAACAACCACAACGACUACAGCAGCCACUACUACGACCACUACUACCGUAGCUCCAACUACCACGACCACUACCGUUGCACCGACCACAAGCACAACGACUACCGCUGCCACAACGACCACUACCAGGAGAUCGUGCGGUACGCAUUUGGGAGGAGGUGUCGGUAUUGUCGGUGGGCUUGGUCCGCUUGGCUUUGGAUUGGGCGUUCGAGGUGGAAUUGGCGGCUUUGGACACCCACAUGUCGGAGGGUUCGGAAUCCUGCCCGCUGUUGGUAACGUUGCCCGUACCCUUGUUGGCACUGGAUUGAACGUGGUUGGAUCUGCAGCUAAUCUGGCUGGAAAUGUAGUUGGUGCAGUUGGUAACGUAGCGGGCGGAUUGCUGAGUGGAUUGAGCAAUGCUGCUACUGGAAUCAGCAGUGGUUUAAAUGCAGGAGUGAACGCUGGAUUAAGCGCAGGAGUGAACACAGGAAUAGGAUUAAACUCGGGAUUGAGCGCUGGUUUAAGCGCCAGAGUGGGAGGUGGUUUCGGAGGACAUCAUGGAAACCGCUUUGGAGGAAGCUUUGGCGGUGGAAUCCGCGCCGGUCUAUUGGGUUAA
This is a messenger RNA of Anopheles moucheti, 2607 nucleotides long. RefSeq names its product mucin-5AC-like. The transcript is spliced from 3 exons. The coding region runs from base 1 to 2607 and encodes 868 amino acids. Lineage: Eukaryota; Metazoa; Arthropoda; Insecta; Diptera; Culicidae. The record is from RefSeq and is a predicted model, not a curated record.